AUGGAUGAAAAAAAUCUCACCACAGUGAAGGAGUUUAUACUUUUAGUGUUCACGACAGACCCGUGGUUACGGAGAGUUCUCUUUUACAUCUUCCUAAUCAUUUAUUUCAACAGUCUCUUAGGGAACAUCACCCUGAUUUCUCUGAUCUGUGCUGAUUCUCAGCUCCACACACCCAUGAAUUUCUUCAUUGGCAGCCUGUCAUUCCUGGAUCUCUGGUAUGCCUCUGGCUAUGCCCCCAAAAUCCUGAUGACCUGCUUCUCUGAUGACAAAAGCAUCUCUUUUAAUGGCUGUCUAGCUCAGUUCUUCUUCUCUGCUGGACUGUCCUCUAGCAAGUGCUACCUGUUGGCUGCCAUGGCUUAUGACCUCUAUGUGGCCAUCUCCAACCCCUUGCUUUAUUCCCAGGCCAUGUCUCCAAGGUUACGUGUCAGUCUCGUUGCAGCUUCAUACUUUGGGGGCUUUGCAAACUCCACCACCAUCACCAGCGAAACGUUUACCUUGAGCUUCUGUGGGAAUAAUGUCAUUGAUGAUUUCUUCUGUGAUCUGCCCUCCCCCCCCCUUGUAAAGUUGUCCUGCGAUGUGAAGGAAAGUUACCAGGCUGUGCUCUAUUUCAUCCUUGCCUCUAAUGUCAUCACUCCUGCUGCGCUUAUCCUUGCUUCCUAUCUCUUCAUCAUUGCCUCCAUCUUGAAGAUUCAUCCCACCAAAGCCCGCCUCAAGGCCUUCUCCACGUGUGGCUCUCACCUGACAGCUGUCACCUUGUACUAUGGUUCAAUUCUCUUCAUUUACUCCUGGCCAAGUACUAGCUAUGCCCCGGAGAGGGAUAAAGUGGUGUUGGUGUUCUCUACACAGUAG
Hippopotamus amphibius kiboko is the source of this 849-nucleotide messenger RNA. Its product is annotated as olfactory receptor 1013-like. Gene Ontology annotation, biological process: sensory perception of smell; G protein-coupled receptor signaling pathway. Gene Ontology annotation, molecular function: G protein-coupled receptor activity; odorant binding; olfactory receptor activity. Gene Ontology annotation, cellular component: membrane. NCBI's taxonomy places the organism in Eukaryota, Metazoa, Chordata, Mammalia, Artiodactyla, Hippopotamidae. The record is from RefSeq and is a predicted model, not a curated record. Bases 1 to 849 code for a protein of 282 amino acids. The transcript has a single exon.